Molecule: messenger RNA, 4140 nt
Organism: Pocillopora damicornis (cauliflower coral)
Lineage: Eukaryota; Metazoa; Cnidaria; Anthozoa; Scleractinia; Pocilloporidae
Molecular function (GO): 8-oxo-dGDP phosphatase activity
Source: RefSeq, a predicted model, not a curated record
UGUUAAUCUUGUAACUGUUGUUACCAUUCAUCAUUAGAUAAGAGCACAAAAUAAUUUUGUUUACAUGUGAAAUUUUGAAUCUCACAAAAGCCUGGAUAUAUUAUGUCAAAUAAACUUGAGAGGACUCGAGGCUACUUUCUAGACAAUUAGAAUGGGUGAAUGGUCUUUGAACAAAUCUGACAUUGAUUUCCCUGGGAAAAAAACCUUGAUGACUAUACUCAGUAAAACCAGUACUACUUAGGGUAUUUCAACAAGUUCAAAGGUAUGCUUGAAAGAUUUCCUCUCACAAUUUCCACAUGUUUAAGGAGUUACCUCACUUGAAAUUUUCAAAAAAAGUGGUCAGUAAUCUUAAUUUUUGAUUGAUGUUUUGCCUUUAUCUUGGGAAUGGACCUUAUUAGGCCUCAACCCUUGAACAUUUUGACAAAGCUUGAGAGCAGUGCAUUGAACUGAAAUGUGUUGAUUGAUAGGUGUGUUUCUAUGAGGAUAUUAAGCGUUUGGGAAGAUUACUUCUUCUGAUAUCUAAUACUGAAAAAAAAAGUAAAAAGGACAGCCUACUUUUAAAAAAGGCCAGUAUUUAUCCUUAAUUUUCAUUUUUUGCCAUUAUGCCAAACAUUUUAAAGAAAAAACGUUCAAGUGCUUUUUAAUGGCACCCUCUAAAUACGUAAAUAAAAUUUGGAAACUACCGUUGUACAUCAAGGCUCCUAUAAUUUUUAUCAUUUGAUCAUUGCAGUCCUAGAGCCAGUAUAUUAUGAUGUGAGACAAGUCAUUCAGCUUACACGACAUAUAUUAUGAUUUGACCGCUGUUUUGUAACCCUGUGUGUUCGUACAUCGGAUCGUCCGUCGAGGAAUGCUUUUGUCCUUUGAUGAAGGUCACUGAUGUGCUCGCCUUGUCGGCCUUGUCUUUUGCCGCUUGAACUACUACAUCAAUUGAAUCCUUCACAUUGUCUGUUUCUCACUUGAGCGAAAAGUUAUCUUCCGUGACUCCCAUUGAUAUCCUCUGAUGAAAGAAUUCACUGUAACCAACAUUUUGACCUCAGCUGCUCUAUCUUACUCGUUCCUGGUUUUCGUACAAGAUAGCUACACAAGGGAAACGGAAGCGUUAACUUCAUACUGCACCAAUUAAAUUAAACAAUGAAGUUUAUGGUUGACCUAAUUUAGCCGACGUUUUAGCGUCUCUCAGUUAGAAAUUAAAAUCGCGAUCGAUCAUAAGGAACGUCUAAUUCAGUUUUUUUUUCUUUGCACAUCAAUACGGUCAUGCCGCUUUGCUGGAUUUGUAAAGCAAAGACAAAUUAUCACUGUUUAAGCUGCCAAGCGUAUGUCUGUAACAGGGCAGAAUGCUCUGUUUUGGCGCCUGAAGAAACGCUGAACUGGAAGGCUGGCUUUAGUGUAGCCUUUUGUUUGACAUGUUCACAUAACACCGGCGACGAAAGUGUCGAGGAAGAAAUCAACCAAACAGAAGUCUCACUCACAAGAAAAGAAGAAGAUGUAGACGUUAAGUCAAGUACAUCUCAAAUGAAAAGUCAAGGUGGCACCAAAGAAAAAGUCCAGGAGAAGCGGAAAUGCUUGAACCUACAGCAGAGAGUUGAGAUGAUAGUGUAUGCGAAAGAUCAUCCAAAAGAGGGAUACCGUAAAAUUGCUGAAAAAUUUGGCAUUGGGAGAACACAAGCACAUAAAAUCUUAAAACAAAGAAAUGAAAUACUAGCAUUAUAUGAAAGAAAUUCUCGGCCAAAUCAGCAAAAGAGAGUCCGUUCUGCGAGGUACUCAAAAGUCAAUGAAGUACUACUGCAAUGGUAUGUCAUCUGCAGAAACUUAAAUAUUGCUGUUUCAGGAACAAUGCUUCAAGAGGAAGCUUUGUUGAUUGCAGAAAAAUUGGGCAUUAGUGGCUUUGCUGCAUCUAAUGGGUGGCUAGAGUCAUUCAAGAAACAGCACAAUAUUCACAAUAUGAUCAAAGCAGGCGAGAAUGGAGACCUUUGUGAGGCGACUAUUGAAAGCUGGAAUGAACAGGUCAGACAGUUCAUCAGAGGAUGGAAGCCAGAGGAUGUGUGGAAUAUGGAUGAGACAGGGAGCUUUUGGAGAGGAUUACCUGAACCCAGCCUAACUGAAAGGGGGAAACGAUGUAGUGGUGGAAAGCAAGCCAAUGAGAGAACUACAUGGGCAUUUUUUGUUAAUGCUGCUGGAGGAAAGGAAGACCCAAUUGUGAUUGGUAGAUAUUUGAAGCCACAUUGUUUUAAGAAUUUAAAUGAUUCUAAAAGACCUUAUCAAUGCUGCUAUUUUGCAAACUCAAAAGCAUGGAUGACAAAAGAAAUAAUGGCUGAUGUCUUGUCCCAACUUAAUGAAACCUUGAUUCGAAAGAAGAGAACUAUCUUACUGUUCUUGGACAAUGCUCCAUGCCACUCCCCUAUCUUGGCUGAGAAGUUUUCGAACAUUGGCAUUAAUUUCCUGCCUAGUAACACAACAUCAAAGACUCAGCCCCUUGAGGCGGGUAUAAUUGCAAACUGGAAAGUGAAGUACAAAAAGCGGUUGCUUCGCUAUGUGUGCUCCAAGGUGAGUCAAGGCGAAAGCACCAGUGAGAUCGUCAAGUCCAUAGAUAUCUCUAUGGCCAUCCAGUGGGGACGACAAGCUUGGGAUGAGGUGUCUCCUGAAACAAUCCAAAGAUGUUUCAAGAAGACAAGGCUCUACCCAGAAGAACUCAUGGAGGAAGAUGAUCCUUUUGAAGGAGAAGAUGAGCUGCAGCAGCUUCAAGAACUAAUCAACAGGAUCAGCUCUUGUGAUGCUGGAGCAUUUAUCUCGGCAGAGGAUCAACUCAAAGUAUGCCUUGGUAUCAUUGAAAGCUCUGAUCCAAACUGGAGGAAGUCAUUACGUGAUCAGCUGCUUAAUCAGAAGAAGGAAGAAAGUAGGGAGGUUGCAAAUAGCUUAGCAGAUGAGAGAGCCCCUAAAAUUGAUGAAAGGUCUUCUGGGGGGAACGAAGAAUGUGACCCUGAGUUGAAACAACCAGCUAUUAGGACAAUAUCAGAGGCAGAGAAAGUGGCAGAGCAACUGACAGACUUUGCCCAUAUUAAUGGCCACCGGGAACUUUCUUUGGCAUUAAGCCAAGUAAACCAUUUGAUCCAUGAAAUCAAACUGCAGAAACCAAAAAGCUAACCACUAAUUUCAAAUUACCUUUCUUGUUAGAUAAUAGCAAACUUAAACAGAGGUGUUUUUGAGAUGUGAAUGGCAACUAGCAGAAUAAUAAGACUACUUCAUAUACACUUUGAUGCCAUAGUAUCAACCACAGGGUCAUCAUCCAUUUUUUUUUUCAAAGUUAUUGUACUUUGGCAGGAAAAUCUGUAAUUUAUCAGAGCUGGAGAAACCAUACAAAACCUACUUUUAAUCUACCGUACUUAAGUUUAUCUUUCACAAAAAGUAUGCAAUUGAGUUGUUUAUUGCUUGUGAGACUAAGAGUUAAAACAAGUUUCCUAAGAAGAAAACCAUUUAGCUUUAAGUUAGUAACAAAUUUUGUUUUGUAGUGCUGGAUGAAAGAUCUAGCUAUUAGAAAACAAAAGGCAAGUUGACAUGUACAUUUGGAUGGAUUUGAUCUUAGUCCUUCUGCCACAGUCUAUUUUAAAACAGUGUUAUGAGGUACAAUUUGAUGGUGUUUUAGCAGAAGUAAUAGUCUUUCCCGAAAACAUCUAGUCAAGAGCAGUACCAAAAGAAAUGGAAGAAGCUCUCAAGAUCCUCAUUAUAGAAAGGGCAUUAAUUGAUAGCUCUCCUUUACUACCGGUAUUUUUCUAGUUUGGAAGUCAUUUGUUGGGAUGUGUCGAUGCAAAAAUUUAAAGUGGAAUUCUCAAAGUUUUGUGUUCUAUGUACAAUUAUAUACUUUAGGCUUACUAAUAGACCGUACUCCAAUUUACACAGUUUGGUCUGAUUCUACAGUCAUUGUAUAUCUAUCCUUUUCAGACUUCAUUAAUAUUGUUGCUUACAUAAUUGUUGUUGAUGUUUGUGUUAAAAUUUCUGCCACAUGAAUUCCAUAAAUUUUGUGUGAAAGGCAUAAUGUCUUGUAGAGCAAGAAAGUUUUUAUCACCAUCAUUGAGGUGUUGUACUUUACUAAUACUAUAGUUGUACUGUACUUUGAAUAAAAUAGUUGAUUGUCAAUUUUUCCAA